CAGAAAUGAUUGAAAAUUAUAUUCUAGUUAACAGAUGCCUAGAUUAGUGAAACAAUAUAAAGUUAGCAUAAGUAGCAGUAGUUAUGCUAAGGCCUCAUAGGCCCGGUAAACUUCAAGUGAACUUUAGUGCUUUAGUGCCAGGUAGAUCGGAAGAUGUAUUAUCUAGAAAAUGUACUAAACCUUAUCUAUGGAAUGCACCUUUUGGCUGAGUAACGGAUGUCAGGGUGUACCUAAUAAAUCUCUGUAUGCUAUCUCUAAAAGUGUGCAGGGAGAUGUUGGAUAUAUAAACCCUGUAAAUUCUGUGGCAAAUUGGGGCUCUGACUUUGGACAAUAGUCCUCAGGUCCCCAGGGCCCUCAAUAAAGCACCGCAUAAAACAACUUUGUUGUUUUGUGUCUUUCUACUCGGAUCGGGCAACAGUUUUCUGGCGACCGCGGCAGGACUCCGAAGGUGGCUGGGGCGGUUCACGUCCUGAUCCACUCCACGCCGGCACCGAGGGAUUCUCGGGGAGUCAUCGGUUCGUGCCCGACCCCUGCGCCUGUCGGACGACUGUGAGGAGAACUCUCAACAGCCUACGGGGAGCCCUGCAGUGGAACCGACCUCUACCACUGGAGAACCCCGUCCAUGACAUCCAGCCUGGUGACCGAGUGUAUGUGAAAAACUGGUUUACUGAUCCACUGAAAGAAACAUGGGACGGUCCUUACCAGGUGAUCCUGACGACAUACACAGCAGUAAAGGUGGCGGGAAUCGACACCUGGAUCCACUACACUCGAGUCAAGAAAAUUCCAACACAAUGGGAGGCUCAGAUGGUCUCCCCGACGCGAAUGAUAUUUCGCGCAAAGCCGCAUUCUUAAUUAUUCUGUUACUGGUAAUGAUGAAAUUGAUACCUACUCAAGGUGUUGUGGUUGUUACUGUUUCAGAAUCUGUUGUCGGAAUCAUGGAAGGGAUGGAUGUGAAUCUGACCUGUGCUGUUACCAAUGACCAGAAAGCUGAAGCCCGAGAUUUACGAGUAUUCUGGAAACAAGGAGCUGGGUACCCCAAGGCAAGUUUUACUACCGUUUGGGAUAGGGAUGCACAGAAAGGAAAUACCACAUUACAAUUAAAGCAAGUAACCAAGGAAGAUAUGGAAAUCUAUAUGUGUAUAGUGCAAAUUAAGUAUAGCUUUGACUAUAAGAAAAUCAAAUUGAGGGUGGUAUCUUGGAGAUUACGGGAAGGAACUGUCUCUCAGGAAUCGGUGUCAGUUAAGCCAACAUCCGCUAUUCAAGACAUUUGGGACGGUCCCCCGUUAAAGCUCAAUUGCCCAUUCACGCUGACAGAAGCAUGUAAACAAGAUGUGAAGGUUAAGUGGUGGAGAGAACAACAACAAAUGUGGGAACAAAUUGACCAGGGGGUGAGUUGGUGGAAAGUAGGGGACAGAGGAAUUGGGUGGUUAAACAUCUCGGACCCUAAACAAGGCAUGGAUGAAGGGCAUUAUCUGUGUUUAGUUAUGUGUGGAUUAGAUGCAGACUAUGGUAUCCGAUCGUCAAUAGCUAAGGCACAUUUGGGAGAAAGGGUUAAAGCAACACGUGGAAUAUUUCGAGCAGUACGGAACAAGGCAGUCAUUCUAGUCUGUAAGAUAGAAAGAGAUGUACAGUUUAUUGAAUAUGGAUGGUGGUUUAAGGGAAACAAUAUAUGGGACAAGGAAGGGAAAUAUCGCAGGGAAAAACGAUCAGACCAAACUGUCAUCCUUAUAAUCAAGGACGUACAGCCUGAGGACGAGGGAUAUUACUGGUGCUGGAUUAGCAAGGAUUCUUGGUGGGGACAUUCAAGGACGAUAGUCUCACUCACUCGAGGGAAACCAAGAGGAGUAAGAGAAACCAAUAUCACUAUUCAAAAUGAGCAGGAACAAGAAAAUCUGAUAGUAGGAUUGAUCAGAGAUUUUGGGACAGUACAAAAUGUCUCACGAAUCACAGCAUGUCUUCCGCUCCCACAGGCAGCUGGGGAACCUAUUCCAUGGGGAGUGAUUCCGGUCCCAAUGCCUCCAACAAUACAAGGGAACAUGACAGUUAUGUGUCAAAUGGAGGUUGUGGAGAAGGAGGUAGUAGAGAUUAAAGAAGGCUAUUCCCCUGUAUGGAGAUAUUCAUCAAUUUGGGAUUGUCGGGAAAAAGGAGGUAGAUACGAACCAAAACCUGGAUUGUAUGGAAGAUUAGGAAAUUAUGGUUGGUGUUUUGAUAAGCAAGACCAACAAAUCAAGAGGAAGCAAUUAUCCCGGGAAAUGCAAUGUCAUAAUAUGACACAAGAACAGCCCAUAUGGGACCACUGGGAGGCAAUUUGGGGUCCAAGUUUGCUGGAACACUAUAGUUAUAUUGGGCCUGUUGAUUGGUGUGUACAGUGGUCAGGAAGUAAAAACCAAUCACAUGACGAAGUGUCGGAGAUAUAUACCUCAACUAGAGAGAGGGUGAUAACAAAGGAAAACUGGAAUUGUACAGAAGUUUAUACAUGUGAUACUCCAGGGGAUCAAAUUAGCCUAGUCCCGGUAAGGGUCCUUUUGAAAUGGGGAUGUGAAUGUAGGAAAUACAAUCAUACAGGUCUCCUGUAG
This is a messenger RNA of Haemorhous mexicanus (house finch), 2576 nucleotides long. RefSeq lists its product as uncharacterized. The record is from RefSeq and is a predicted model, not a curated record. The coding region runs from base 687 to 2576 and encodes 629 amino acids. Gene Ontology annotation, biological process: cellular response to lipopolysaccharide; positive regulation of T cell proliferation; cell surface receptor signaling pathway. Gene Ontology annotation, cellular component: external side of plasma membrane. Lineage: Eukaryota; Metazoa; Chordata; Aves; Passeriformes; Fringillidae. The transcript has 4 exons.